AUGCGGGAGGUGCUGCGCGGCCGCUCGGGCAACCGGCCGCCCCGGGACGGUGGCCCCGGCCCCGCUCCCACCAUGGCGCCGCCGGGCUGCGGCUGGGCCCGCACCCGCGCCGCCCUGGCGCGGCUGGAGGCGGCGCUGCGCUGCUCCCGCUGCGCCAGCGGCCUGCGGGAGCCGGUGUCUCUGGGGCGGUGCGAGCACGUCUUCUGCCUAUCUUGUGUUGGUGACUGCAUUGGCAGAGAAUGCCCAGUGUGCCACAUGCCGGCCUGGGUGCAAGAUGUGCAGAUAAACCGGCAACUAGAUAACAUGAUCCAACUUUGCAGCAAACUGCGGCAUCUGCUGGGUGAGGACACCUCAGAUUCAGCAGAAGAUACAUCUGCACCAAAAAACCCAGACUGUGAAACAAAGAGUAAGAAGGAGCAGGUAAAGAUGUGGUUCAGCCCAAGAAGUAGGAAGAUCAGAUGUGUCCUGAACAAGAGUCAGCCAGCGACUAAAAGCAAUAAUGUUUGUCAAGAUCCAUCUUCAAUUUAUGAUUUCUUUCCUUCUCCACCUCAUGAAGAGCCUUCCAAGCAGGCCAAAAAGCCAACACAGAAACCGAGCAAGAAGAAGAAGAAAAAACGUCUAGCACACAUCAACAAAGUGUGGGGUAUGGAGAAGCUUGAGCAGAAAGGAGCAGUUGAGGAGAAAACCUCCAAUAAGGAAAAGUGUGUGAUUAUUUGCAGUCAACCAGUAGUCUUAGGCACCCCAGAACUAAAGAGCCCUGAGGAGGCACUUCAGCAGGAAUCUGUAAAGGAAACAGACUCCAGCAGAAAUAUGGAAAUAUCCCCACAAGGAAGAUCCUCAGAGAAGAAAGAUACCAAUGAGGUUGCGUGUCCUGAGGUACAAGGCAGCAAGGAAGGAGUUUGUGCUCCAGAGAAACCACUGGCAGUAGAAAAUGAAGUUACGCCUUUAAAACGUGGAAGGGAACAAUUCAGACUUCCAGUUACUUCUCAGUCUAAAAGACCAAGAAGAUCAGAGAGGAAUAUUAUUAGGAAUCCAGGCAGUCAAGAGGCUUACUUAGAGGAGUUACCUCAGGGCUGUCCCAUUUCCCCAGCAGCUGAAAACAGAAGUCCGGUUCAUGUUUCUUCCUCUGUAUCAAAGCUUGCUGGUGACACCUUAAUGAAGACAAGAAGCUCUGCAGUCUCUCAAGAAAUAAAUAGUCCUCCACUUCCAAAAAUUCCCUCUACUCCAUCUACUUCUAAGACUUGUAAUCAAAUAGGAAUACCACACAGUCCUUCUGUGUUGAGGUCCCCUGGUAGUAACACGAUUGCCAGAAGAAAUUACAAAGGAGAGACUUUGCUCCAUGUUGCUUCCAUCAAGGGUGACUUAGCAGCUGUUGAACAGCUAUUGAAAAAUGGAGCUGAUCCUAAUGUUAAGGACAAUGCUGGCUGGACACCAUUGCACGAGGCAUGUAAUCAUGGACACAAAGAGGUGGUGGAGCUGUUGCUACAACACAGAGCGCUAGUGAAUACUACCGGCUAUCAGAAUGACUCCCCACUUCAUGAUGCUGCCAGGAACGGGCACGUGGAUAUAGUUGAACUGCUGCUUUUGCAUGGUGCCUCCCGUGAUGCAAUUAAUAUAUUUGGUUUGCGGCCUGUGGACUAUGCGGAAAGUGAAAAGAUGAAGUCUGUGCUAAUGUUACCAAUGAGGAAUGCAUCUCUUCCAUUUAGCCAAGCCUCUGAGCCAAUGAGCCCUAGCCAGCCAAGGGAGGGGCCUCUUGGAAUACUUGGGAGCAAUCUUAGUUCAGAGCAACAGAAAUUGCUGAACAAGCUAGCAACAAUUCUGAAGUCUCGAAGAUGUACCGAAUUUAACAACGCAGUAACUCAUCUUGUUAUCCCUGAUGUUCCAAUGCCGAGGACUGUCAAUUGCAUGAUGGCUGUUCUGACUGGAUGUUGGGUUCUCAAGUUUGAAUGGGUACAAGCUUGUCUGCAAACCAAGGUUCGAGAACAAGAAGAGAAGUAUGAAAUCCAAGGUGGCCCACAAAGAGGCCGACUCAACAGGGAACAGCUGCUGCCAAAGUUGUUUGAUGGAUGCUACUUCUAUUUUUUGGGAUCUUUCAACCAUCACCAGAAGAGUGAUCUUGUGGAGUUGGUCAAAGCAGCAGGAGGACAAAUUCUGGUUCGACAGCCAAAACCAGACAGCGAUGUGACACAAACAAUCAACACGGUGGCAUACCAUGCAGAACCUUCUUCUGACCAGAGAUUUUGCACGCAGUAUGUCAUCUAUGAUGUGUCUUCUAAACUCAAGCCAGAGAAAAUUCGUCAGGGUAAGGUCUGGAUGGCCCCCUCCAGCUGGCUUAUAGACUGUGUAAUGUCAUUUCAGCUGCUGCCGGUAAAGUGAAUAUCCUUGUAUCAUGAACAAGAUUAAGUGGUGAAUCUUGAACAGUUGAAAAACACUGUUAAACACUGGUCUGUGUUUGGGGAGGGAGAGGGGCAGCAGGGAGAACUAAAGCUCUGAUUCAUCUUUUGCACUUAGGAAUGCAGGAGAGCUUUGAUUACUUCAAAUGAUUUAUGAAGAUAACUAUGUUGGAAUAAAUGAGCUUGCAAUGGAGGAAGGAGGUAAAGAUACUGCAUUGAAAAAUGUGCCUUCAGUUAUUUAGUAAGCUUUAUUUUACAUUUAACUUCACUAUAAUGAUCAGUGACAUACUUUGUAACUAAGACUUUACAGAACGAAACCUCUUACAGCGUUCUUAAUUUUAAACCAGCCCUUCAUAGGCAACAGAGCGUGACCAUGUUUCUCCAGCAUCUAAUGUCUGUUGACAAGAAUCUGUUGUGUGUGUGAAGAUCUCCCAGCCAGGCCAAAAUUCAUAUUUAAAAACAAAGUAAGACCUUAUGCAUUUGAAUGUAAUCAUUUGCCUAUGUAGGUAUCUCUUCUGUUGGACAACACGUUAUAUUCUUUAUAAUGUUUUGCAGCUGAACAUUGUAGGAAGUUCUUGUCAAAGUGUCAUAGGAUGAGCUCAGUGGAAAUUAAGUAGAGCUAGUGGCCUGAAGUCAUAUGACAGUAGAUGUUUUUAAAACCUGUAUCUUUAAAAUCUUAAUCUAAACUUAGUUAUUUGUAGUGAGAGUAAUAAUCCAAAUUCAUUCUCCUUCAUACCUGUAAAUAUAUAAUCUGUAUAAGAUUCUAUUUUCUGGAUGUUUUAAAGCAUCAAAUUCUCUAUAAUCAGAAAUACUACUGUAAGGCGCAGGUGAUUGAUAUCAUGAUUACUUUGGAAAAGAAAUUUAAUGACUGCAAAAAAUAACUAUGCUUCACUUUUUGCACAAUUGUACUGGCUUAUCUGGCUGCAUUGGAGUGAUGUUUGAUUCUUGCAUAUCUGUAAUAAUUUUUAGUUCUUUCAUAAUAAAUUAUUGUCAAACUUGCUCUUUCUCCUCUUCAUAAGAACUGUCUGUUCUUAGGUCAUAUAUUGCCUUGUGUAUUUCCUUGGUUUUGGAACUCGUAAUGUGAAGAUGGGGUCUUGUAAUCGUUAUUACAUUGAGAGUGAUGGUUGUGGGAUAAAACCAAAUUUUUGUGUUCGUGUAUUUGUAGUAGUCUUGUAAUAAAACCUCUGGUGCCAGUCA
Messenger RNA from Rhea pennata, 3590 nucleotides. RefSeq names its product BRCA1 associated RING domain 1 (gene BARD1). The record is from RefSeq and is a predicted model, not a curated record. The transcript has 11 exons. Gene Ontology annotation, molecular function: protein binding; ubiquitin-protein transferase activity. NCBI's taxonomy places the organism in Eukaryota, Metazoa, Chordata, Aves, Rheiformes, Rheidae. Gene Ontology annotation, cellular component: BRCA1-A complex; BRCA1-BARD1 complex. Gene Ontology annotation, biological process: protein K6-linked ubiquitination. Bases 1 to 2376 code for a protein of 791 amino acids.